AUGCGGUCUGCUUUGUGCUCUGGGUCUCUUCUGGCCCUGCUGCAUGUGACUCCUUGUCUGUGGAUUGGAGCCUUCAACAUCGAAGACUUUGGACCCAAGAAAUCCAAAGAUGACUUUGUGAUGAACCACAUUCAAAGAGAAUUACAUUUUCUUCAGAUUGUCCUUCGCUAUGACAUCAUUCUGAUCCAGGGGCUCCAAGACAAAGAUCUGAGCGUAACCAAAAGACUCAAGGAUCUUGUUAACAAAGAUUCUCAGCAUUUCAGCAAUAUCCUCAGUGAGCCCCUGCCCCUCAGUUCCAGCAUCUUGAAAUUCUGGACAGAUAAGGAGAGAUACCUCUUCCUCUACAGGGAUAAGAAGGUGACCGUGAAAGACAGCUUCCAAUACACUGCCAAAGGCUUCGACAGACCGCCCUACGUCGUCAAGUUUUCCUCCACAGAGACCGGUAAGGAAUUUGUUCUGAUCCCCAUUCACACCAAACCGGACCACGCUGUAAAAGAAAUUGAUGCCCUUGUUGACGUGGUGGCUGCUGCCGGAAAAAAAUGGAAUAACAAUAAGAACAUCAUGGUGCUCGGAGACUUCAACGCAGGCAGCAGGUAUGUCAAAGUAAAAAAAAGGAAUAAGAAAAACGACUGGGAUGAUAUCCCCCUCUUCACCAACAAGGACUUCCACUGGCUGAUCAAUGACAACGUUGCUACUAAGGUGGACUCUCAACAGGCUCACGACAGGAUUGUCGUCACCACUGAAAUGGAGAAGGGAGUGGUGGAAGGCAGCGCUAAGGUCUUUAACUUCAGGAAGAAAUAUGAUCUUAACCAGGCUGAGCGCAUCUUGUUUGAGUGA
This is a messenger RNA of Gymnodraco acuticeps, 837 nucleotides long. RefSeq names its product deoxyribonuclease-1-like. Gene Ontology annotation, cellular component: nucleus. Lineage: Eukaryota; Metazoa; Chordata; Actinopteri; Perciformes; Bathydraconidae. Bases 1 to 837 code for a protein of 278 amino acids. Gene Ontology annotation, biological process: DNA catabolic process. The record is from RefSeq and is a predicted model, not a curated record. Gene Ontology annotation, molecular function: DNA nuclease activity. The transcript is spliced from 8 exons.